AUGGGCAUGUACAACGAAAAACAGCUAUCAAUUGCUACUGCAAUCACUUCAAGUGACUCGUAUUGUCUUCACUCGAUGAUGGAUAGAGCUGUGACUCGAGCUCUCGUUGAAAUGCCUCGCACGAAGCGCAUACAUGGGCUCAAGCGACCUAAAUUGCGGCAGGACUGGUCGAAAUGGAAUCUCUACAAUCUGUCAAGAGUGACGACGCCUCCAGCAGCCAACAAGACAUUCUUCCAGCAGAAAUGGACCGCCAAGUCUAUGCUACGAUCGUACCACAAUCCCUUCGUCCGGGAAGGCACAUGGACGCGAAUGUUCGACAGACGAUUACCCGCGGUCGUGCCCAUGGAUCAUCGAUACCUGGCUGCACAUGAUGGAUCAGAAAUGGCAAGUGGUCGUGGUGGGGGUUUGGACAAAGAUCCGCGGGAUGAAAAAGACAGAAAUAGGAGAAUAGAGAAGACACCAUAUAUGCACAUGACAUUCUGGCCCCUGGAGAGACGGUUAGAUUCGUGCAUAUUCAGGGCACUAUUUGCCAGUAGUGUGUCGCAAGCACGGCAGUUUGUGGUCCAUGGCUUUGUGAAGGUCAAUGGCAAGAAGAUGAUUUAUCCUGGAUAUCAGAUGAAUCCAGGUGACAUGUUCCAGGUGGAUACUGAGAGAGUCCUGUUUGCGACUGGCGCAAGAAAAACCAAGAAGGAUAGCACCUUGUCGGAACAGGCUCUGAGAAGGCGCGCGGAGACUCGAGAGGUACUCAGAGAGGAGGCAGCGGUGAAGAAAGCCACGGGCAAGACAGCAGAGAGGAGUAGCAAGUCGGAAGUGGCAGAGGCAGCAGAUGAGAGCAAGGCCGGCGCCGCCACGAUAGAGGCUGCUGCAAAAGAUGAGCUGGACACAGGUGCAGCCGGGCAGGCAUACAGCAAAGAGCUCAAGGCUCUAGUAAGGCGAGCCAAGACCAUCUUAGAGGAUUCGAAACAGUCGUUAUCAGGAAAGCGACUGAAGGAGCUCCGCAGCUUUACCAAAGAAGUCAAAGCCACAUUCGCUAAGCUGAAGGGAAUGGAGGAGGAACAAGCAGAAGAAUCGGUCGAGAGCUUUGAAUCAGCGCUUUCGGAGAUUCUGGCCAAAGUGCCUCAAGAGUCCCUUCCAAAAGCAGAACGAAGCCCGGUUGAAACAACAUCUUCAAAUCCGCAAGCACAGUCCGGCAAGGAGGACGCAUAUAGGGCGCGGAAAGACGCAGAGCUCUUGGCUGCUGCACUGGAGCGGGCACGGGCGAAUCCAAUCGAUGUCUCCAAACCAUACGCCACGCCCUGGGAGCCUCGAGAAUUCAUGAGCCCGUUCGCCUUCAUUCCACGAUACCUGGAGGUGAACCAGAAUAUUUGUUCGGCAGUAUACCUGCGGCAUCCAGUCGCGAGGCCUGGAUUGGCAGAAGUGCCCACACCUUUCCAUCACGAGACUAUGGCGCUUGGAUUCAAUUGGUACCUGCGGCGGCGAUAG
This is a messenger RNA of Pseudocercospora fijiensis CIRAD86, 1482 nucleotides long. RefSeq lists its product as uncharacterized. Gene Ontology annotation, molecular function: structural constituent of ribosome; rRNA binding. Lineage: Eukaryota; Fungi; Ascomycota; Dothideomycetes; Mycosphaerellales; Mycosphaerellaceae. Gene Ontology annotation, cellular component: mitochondrial small ribosomal subunit. The transcript is spliced from 3 exons. The record is from RefSeq and is a predicted model, not a curated record. Gene Ontology annotation, biological process: positive regulation of translational fidelity. Bases 1 to 1482 code for a protein of 493 amino acids.